UCUCGCUCGUUCUCUUUUCUGCUGCUUCUCUUGAGGUUUCUUCUCGAUUGAGAGGAAUCAAAAUGAAGCUCAAUAUAUCCUAUCCCAACACUGGUUGCCAGAAGUUGAUCGAAAUCGAAGAUGAACGCAAAGUACGAAGCUUCUAUGAGAAGCGUAUGGCUAUGGAAGUAGCUGGGGAUUGUCUUGGCGAUGAGUGGAAGGGCUAUGUGUUUAGAAUCUCAGGUGGUAAUGACAAACAGGGAUUCCCCAUGAAACAGGGAGUGAUGACCAAYGGUCGUGUCAGACUUCUGUUGUCCAAAGGACAUAGCUGUUACAGACCGCGACGUACUGGUGAGCGAAAGCGCAAAUCAGUCCGUGGUUGUAUUGUUGACUCCCAACUCAGUGUACUUAGCUUGGUGAUUGUCAAGAAAGGCGAACAAGACAUUCCUGGACUAACCGACACMACUGUCCCACGCCGUCUUGGACCCAAGAGAGCUGGACGCAUCAGGAAAAUGUUCAACUUGAGCAAGGAAGAUGAUGUCCGACAGUAUGUYAUCAGGCGACCACUUCCUGAAGUUGAGGGCAAGAAACCCAGAAGCAAGGCCCCUAAGAUCCAACGCCUUGUCACACCAGUUGUCUUACAGCGUAAGCGCAAGCGCAUGGCUCUCAAAAGGCAAAGGGCCCAGAAGGCUAAGCAAGAGGCUGCUGAUUAUGCCAAAUUGCUUGCCAAACGUGCCAAAGAAGCCAAGGAUAAGCGACAUGACACCCUAAUGAAGAAGCGUAGAGCAUCUAGCUUGAGAGAUUCUGUCAGUGCAAAAUAAAUGUAAUAAAUUGAGCUUCACAUUGAAA
Molecule: messenger RNA, 828 nt
Organism: Exaiptasia diaphana
Lineage: Eukaryota; Metazoa; Cnidaria; Anthozoa; Actiniaria; Aiptasiidae
Product: 40S ribosomal protein S6
Exons: 4
Coding region: 63-800 (245 amino acids)
Biological process (GO): translation
Cellular component (GO): ribosome
Molecular function (GO): structural constituent of ribosome
Source: RefSeq, a predicted model, not a curated record